AUGGCGUACGUAAUUCUCGUCUUCGGAGUUGCACUCCUGCCUGCAGCAAACGGACAAUGUAUCAACGUCACGCUUCCGAACAUCCUCAACUUGGGCGAGUGCCUGGGAACCACGCUGAGAGCCUGUCCCGACACGUCGGAUGGCCUCGUACCAGACCUCACUCGUGUUCUUGGGUGUGUGCUCCAGAUUCUGCCUCAGAUUGGAAGCCCUGUCUCUGUGCUGUAUAAUGUCGUCGGAUUACUUGAAGCUGUCCUGGCUAGACUGGGCCUAUCUGGCGAUAUUGGUGGGCUUGCCAAUAUCCUUUGUCGUCCCCUUGGAAUUCCGCUGUUCAACUGCGGCACCUUCAGUCCAGGAAACAUCGUUUGCCAGGAACCUCUGCGGAUAAGCCUGCCCAGUGUAUUCAACGUCGGAGCGUGCCUGAACACAACCCUCUUGUUCUGCGAAGCCGGGUCAACAAUUUCGGAUCCCAUCCUGAGGGAGCUGUUGCAAGCAGUCGGAUGCAUUCUGAGCGUCGCUCCAGAAGGUCUACAACUGGACCUCGUCUCGAGCCUGGUGUGCCCCCUGGCGGACAUCCUGAAUUCGUCGGUGAACGAGUUCACCUCGCGACUUCCUUUCCGGUUCCUCACACGUGGAAUCACCAACGCCGUCGGCUCCCUCACCGAUAACCUCCUCGGAGCAGUCGGCAACUGUAACACGUAA
This is a messenger RNA of Rhipicephalus microplus (southern cattle tick), 699 nucleotides long. RefSeq lists its product as uncharacterized. NCBI's taxonomy places the organism in Eukaryota, Metazoa, Arthropoda, Arachnida, Ixodida, Ixodidae. The record is from RefSeq and is a predicted model, not a curated record.